UCGAUAGCAAACUCCUCUGUUUAUUAGAGGUUUGCAGACUCCGUCAGGUGGACUAUCAAGUCAAUGCUGUCACUUUCCGACCGGUAUUACGACACCUUGGAACAUGGCUCUCGUAAUGACAGCAGUUUAUAUGUUGUUGCUUCUUCUGCAUACAAUAGUGGUAGGAGUUCAGGGAAAUGGAGAUGUCAUCUCUGGACAACUUGUGUCUGGCGUGUUCAAAGAGAUCCAUGUCCCCAGCUUCACCUUGUGUCAGUCUCUGUGUUGGUACUUCACUCGUUGUAGGGCUUACACCUGGGCUACAGACACGGGCUUGUGUCACCUCAGCCGAGACACCAGGAGCUCAUCACCUGCCGCCUUCUCUCCAAGCAACCACCAUGUAUACUCGGACGCCAUGGCGCCUCUUGGACUGAAGCAAACCCAUCCUUGUGCACGACGACCGUGUUAUGUAGGUGAGGUGUGUGUGCCCGUAGCUGCAGCCAGUGGGCACCUAUGUCUGGAAGGAGGUACGGUACGUGAGCUGAGUGUAACAUCCUCGGCCGCAUCACAGGCCACAUCUGAGCAACAGACCAUCACGUCAACUACUGCGCAAGAAACGUUGCCUACAACUAACGGAUUUGACCUCCCUUCUUCUGUGACAACGUCUUCUAAAGAGACUACAACUUCCACAACCUCAUCUCAGUCAACAACUACAGCCACUUCGUUGCAACCUGAAAAAACUCCAACUACAGUUGCUACAACUACAACAGCAACCACAACUGCGACGUCUUUAACAACUCCGACUGAACCUCCGACUACAAAGGCAACAUCUACAGCUAUCUCAACUUCAACACCCCCGAUAACGACAUCGACAAUAGAUGCGCCUUCAUCAACGACAACAACACCUGCAGAAACUACUACAACUACAGUCCUUGCAACAACUACAACUGCAACUACUACUAUUACUACUACUGCUACACCUACUACUACUCCUUCUACUACAACUAUUACUACUACUACUACAACUACUACUACUUCUACUACACCUACUACUACUACAACAACUAGUACCAGUACGGCGGCUUCAACCACUUCCGUAACGACUACUGCGACGACUACUUCAACGACCACAACGACACCCACUACUGCCAGUAAAAAGAGCUGCCUGGACGAUUGUAAAGGUGAAGUGUCAAACGUAAAGCACCCGCACUGUGAAACCUGCAGCAAGUACGUUGUCUGUGCUGUCACUGGUCUGGUGGAGAUGGCGUGUGCAGGGGGAUUAGAAUGGAACAAUAACGUCAAGACGUGCGUUUUCCCACCAUCACCAACAUGCUAGCUUCUAUAUCUAUCUGCACUCCACACUCCCAAUAACUAGGAUACACACAUUGCAGGUGCAGUAAUGUGUGUGUUACACAACACGGGACACGUUGACAGUCCCGCCUUCACCACAGAUGACUCCACCGGUAUUUGUUUCGUCACUACAAUACAUAUGAAACCUGAUGCAUCAUUGCACUGCACAUGAUCUCCUUCACUUCAAUACACAUGACAUUUCUUCACAUCACUGCACUAGGCGUAAUAUUUUUCACUUCACUACACUACACAUGACAUCUCUUCACAUUACUGUUCUACUCGCUAUAUUUUACACUUCACUACACUACACAUGACAUCUCUUCACAUCG
This is a messenger RNA of Haliotis rubra (blacklip abalone), 1655 nucleotides long. RefSeq names its product cell wall protein DAN4-like. The coding region runs from base 104 to 1312 and encodes 402 amino acids. The transcript has 4 exons. Gene Ontology annotation, cellular component: extracellular region. NCBI's taxonomy places the organism in Eukaryota, Metazoa, Mollusca, Gastropoda, Lepetellida, Haliotidae. Gene Ontology annotation, molecular function: chitin binding. The record is from RefSeq and is a predicted model, not a curated record.